Molecule: messenger RNA, 2100 nt
Organism: Sclerotinia borealis F-4128
Lineage: Eukaryota; Fungi; Ascomycota; Leotiomycetes; Helotiales; Sclerotiniaceae
Source: the annotation of a GenBank genome assembly
AUGGCUCAGCAAGGCCCGUCACAGCCUUCACCAGCGUCUUCGACAACAAACAACCCAAUAGUAGCAGUUGGCAGGAAAGUAAAGUCGGUUUUGAGCACACAAGAACGUCCUACCAUUCGAAUUUACCGCGACUCUUCAUCGACUCCAGACCCACGAAAUGUGCCCGUAACUAGAGAUUUUUCGGAGAAACCUACAUCUACCUCGUUACCUUAUGGAAGUACACAGCAAAGUCGCACAGGAAAUUCUGAGCAAUCUGCCACUCAAGCAGCAUCCCAACCUCUUCCAUCUCAAGGAAAUGCAUUUACAAAUCGUUUCAGAUCAUUAUUCUGUCGUCAUGAACACUCUACCGAACCCGAUUCGUAUGAUCAUGAAUACGAUCCUGAUAUGGUGGAUUUGUUAGAUGUAGUAGGCAUGUAUCCCGAAAUAUCUACCCUCUCCACCCUUACCAAUGUUCAAAACUCCCUUUUCGUGCCUCAAAUGGGAAGGAUUAUCAAUCGUCAGCCUACAUACAGACUUUCGGAUCGCCCUGGAGAAGUACGCACCAUUGAUAAGAUCAAAGCAAAGUUGAAGAGUUUACGAAGUCCAGAAAAUCGAUCGGAUGAUGAUACAUGGAAGCAGCCGAACUUGGAAUAUGCUGUUUUACCUGAUGGAGAAAGACUCGGUGGUUGGUCACCUGCGGAAGUAGAAGAACUAGAUGACCUUGUUAGGCAUCAACUUCAUUCUCGACGAGCAAAAUUCAAACGUUCAAUGAAAGGUUUUGGACAGUAUGUUCGAAGACGUAAGUUAACCAUUUCAUCUAUAUUUGGGACUUCAGUUGACCAUAAUUUCGCAGCUCUCGGGUUGUUCAUUACGGUCUACACAACCUUAAUCACCCUAUUUGGUGCAGCCUGGGUCCUCUUCCUCAUCGGUUGGAUAUCAUUAGGUUCUCAAAAGGCUUACAUAGUGAACGUUGUCGAUAACGUCCUCGUAGCUCUCUUCGCAAUUAUCGGUGAUGGUCUAGCCCCUUUCCGCGCAGUCGAUACCUAUCAUAUGGCCUACAUAGCACACUACCACCGCAAAACUUGGAAACGUCGUGAAAAGCUCGGUCUCCCAGAACUAUGGGAUCACAAUGAUCUUCCCGAACAACGCAAGGAAGAAAUCGCUCCACCCCCUCAACUCGAUCUCGAGAGUCUAUGCGCCCGCCGAAUGCCCAAAAGUCUCGCACGCAGAAUCGCUCCACGGAUACCAAAGAAAUAUGCCGAUAGAAUGCUCUCUCGCAAUCAAACAGAAGUAGAACCAACUUAUGAAUACACUGUCCUCACCCCAGAAGAACAAACCAUUCUCGAAUUCCACGAGCGAAAAUUCUCUAAAAGCCAUACCUUCUACAAACUUCAUGAAACAGAAACCCACUACGCGUUCCCUCUCAAACUACUUUUCACCGUCGUCUUAUUGCUUGAUCUACAUUCUUGUCUUCAAAUCACCUUGGGAGCAUGUACAUGGGGAAUACCCUAUGAACAUCGACCGUUCGCCCUCACAACCGUAAUUUUAUGCUGCAGUAUAACCUGCAACAUCAUGGGCGGAGUCCUAAUAUCCAUGGGCGACAAACGCACGCGCAAACACGAAGUGAUUGAGAAAAUGAUGAAACAAGAACUCACAUCCGAAGCCAUCGAAUCCAUAAACACAAGGAGAGUUACAGAAGCGGAAGAAAGAGGGGAAAUCGAUCCGGAAAUUCGGAAAAAGAGAGAGGAAGAAAGGAACAGGGAGGAAAAUGAAGAGAUCAAGAAGAGUUGGAAGAGCGUACCGAGUUUGCCGAAGAAAUUGUUGGGGAAGGGCGAGGAUCAUAGACAGCCGAGUUUACCGGUGGAGGCGAGGAGUUCGAGUUCGAGUAUGCAUGUGGAUUCGUCGAAGAGAUUGGGUGCGGGUUCGGGUUCUUCGGGAGAUAAGAUGGCGAGUAGGAGUGUUAGCGCGACGUUGAAAUCUGUGCAGGAAAAUCCUACGGUAGCUCAGCCGACGUAUCCGCAACCGGCAGUGGUGAAGCAGGAGGGGGUGACACCGCCGAAAAAAGGGGUGGGACAGAGGGUUUUGGCGGGGUUUAGAAAGGCGGAUUUGGAUAGGAGCUAA